GUUACGCUCUCGGUCAAAAAUUCAGCUUAGAAUGUCACUCGACACAGAUAAUGCGUAUUAACAUAAAUAUAGUCAGUCAGUCGCUCUAAGAGUGGGCUGCCUGAGGUCUGGUGUAGUGAUGUCUCAUCAAACGAAUUGAUACGUCAUACGACUAGAGUUAGAAUUAUGUAUAAAAGUUAAUAGUGAUGUAACCUUAAUUUUUGUAACUCAAAAGUGACGUGUUAAUAUAAAAUAAGUAUCUAGCGUGAGAUACAUUUUAAAUCUAAAUUCAAAAAGGAAAAUCCUUCAGUGCCCUAGUGGAGUAUAAUUAGUUUUUAUUUAUAUAAGUAACUAAUGCGCCCUUGCUUUUCGUCUUCUGGUCGAACGUAAUAAAAGAUGUCUCGGAGGAAGCUGGUGGUGUGUGGUGCUGGGGCAGCCGGGGCCGUGGUCGCGGCGUGGGCCCUCUCAGCAGACGACAGGCUCGGAUCGUGGUACAAAUCGACAACUGUUGCAGCUAAGUCUGAGCGCAGGAAACGUCCCCUACCUUCCCGUACGGACCAGAUCAAAAACCUUCAGGCGGGACACACUUAUGAUGUCCUCAUUAUAGGUGGCGGCGCCACUGGAGCUGGCUGUGCGCUCGACGCUACCACCAGAGGUCUUCGCACAGCUUUGGUCGAAGCUGACGACUUCGCCAGCGGCACAUCGAGUCGGUCAACGAAACUCAUUCACGGCGGCGUGCGCUAUUUGCAGAAAGCCAUCAUGCAGCUCGACUACGAACAGUACAAGAUGGUGAAGGAAGCUUUACACGAACGCGCUAACAUGCUGGAGGUCGCGCCUCAUUUGACAAGACCGUUACCGAUAUUGUUGCCAGUCUACAAAUGGUGGCAAGUGCCUUACUACUGGUUUGGUAUCAAGAUGUACGACUUGGUGGCGGGUGACAGAAAUUUGAAAAGCUCAUACUAUCUAUCCAAAAAGAACACUCUAGAAUUAUUCCCUAUGUUGAAAUCCGAUAACUUAUGUGGUGGCAUAGUAUACUAUGAUGGGCAGCAGGAUGACGCUCGUAUGAACCUGGCUAUCGCUCUGACCGCCGCUCGUCAUGGAGCGACCAUCACCAAUCACGUCUCUGUUGUCAAAUUGCACAAGACCGACGGCAAGCUCAGCGGCGCUAGAGUCCGAGACGAAUUGACAGGCAAGGAAUGGGAUGUAAAAGCCAAGUCCAUAAUAAACGCAACAGGUCCCUUCACGGACUCCAUCAGGAAAAUGGACGAUCAAACUAUUAAAGAUAUCUGCUGUCCGUCAUCUGGCGUGCAUAUCGUGCUGCCUGGAUACUACAGUCCCGAACACAUGGGUCUUCUGGAUCCAGCUACCUCUGAUGGUCGCGUCAUUUUCUUCCUGCCGUGGUUGAAGGGAACCAUCGCCGGUACAACGGACAUGCCUUGCCAGGUUACUCACAACCCAAAACCAACCGAAGAUGAAAUCCUCUUCAUCCUCACCGAAGUCAAGAACUAUCUCAACCCGGAUGUUGAAGUUCGUCGUGGGGACGUUUUGUCCGCGUGGUCUGGUAUCCGGCCCCUGGUGUCGGAUCCCAACAAGCCGGACACGCAGUCCCUCGCUCGCAACCACAUAGUCCACGUGUCGCCCUCCGGCCUUGUCACUAUCGCGGGGGGCAAGUGGACCACCUACCGCGCCAUGGCAGCUGAGGCGGUAGACGCGGCCAUUGAAAGCUGCAAUCUAAAGCCACUUUACAAGGAAUGUCAAACCGAUGGAUUCCUUAUCGAAGGUGCUCACGGUUGGACUCCCACGAUGUACAUCAGAUUGGUGCAAGACUUUGGACUGGAAAUGGAGGUCGCACAACAUCUGGCCAAGUCGUACGGAGAUAGAGCAUUCGCUGUGGCGAAAAUGGCGGCUAUGACCGGCAAGAGAUGGCCCAUUAUUGGUAAAAAGAUCCAUCCCGAGUUCCCUUACAUCGACGCCGAAAUCAGGUACGGCGUCCGCGAGUACGCGUGUACAGCGGUGGACAUGAUCGCUCGGAGGCUGCGGCUGGCGUUCCUCAACGUGCAGGCGGCGGCCGAGGCGCUCCCCGCCGUCAUAGAAAUCAUGGCCGAGGAGCUCAAGUGGAACGAGGCCGAAAGACAGAAACAAACUAAAAUAGCGGCGGAUUUCCUCGCCAAUGAGAUGGGACAGAUGGUGAAUCGCGCGAGUCGUGACAAGAUACCGAUCAAUCUGAACAAGGAAGAGAUUCAGACGUACAUCAAGCGGUUCCAGAUCAUCGACAAGGACAGGAAGGGCUUCGUCUCCAUCAAUGACAUCAGGAGGAGUCUCAAGAACUAUGGUGAGGAUGUGACCGGGGAACAGUUGCACGAAAUAUUGAGAGAAAUCGACACUAACAUGAAUGGACAAGUCGAACUCGAUGAAUAUUUACAGAUGAUGUCAGCUAUCAAGUCAGGACAUGUAGCUUACUCAAGAUUUGCUCGAAUGGCUGAACUGGAAGAGGAACACCAUGAAAAGGAAACUCUUAAGAAGAAGAUCACUGUUGAAAGGAGCGGGGGAGGGUUGUAAACAUCUCAUAGAUUAAAAAGAAGUCUAGCAUCAAUAUGUUUGUUAAUAGAAAUGACACUAAAUAAGUAUUAUUAUUUAUUGUAGUUUUUACGUGAAAUAUGGCUGUAUGUAAAAACUUCUUUCUUAAUAACUUAUAAUCUUAAACUGUAUGUACAGAUAAUAAAUUUUGUGCAGAAAUAAUAAAUUAAGCACGAAUAAUGUAAACAUUAUAAAAAACCUUAUGAAAUGUCAUAUAUUAUCAAAAUUUUGUAAGUUUAUUCAUACUGCACUUAAAUCAAUCUAGCACAGUAUUAAUAAGUUACCACAUUUUUUGUUAACAUAUUUGUGUAAUAAAUACUAAUAAUUAUUUACAACCUCACGCAUAGCGUAUUCCCAAAAUCGUCCUGAAGUUUUAGUGUUUUUGUGCAAUAAAGAUAUGAUGAUAUAAA
This is a messenger RNA of Danaus plexippus (monarch butterfly), 2966 nucleotides long. It is a transcript of the gene Gpo1, whose product is annotated as glycerol-3-phosphate dehydrogenase, mitochondrial. Gene Ontology annotation, molecular function: calcium ion binding; glycerol-3-phosphate dehydrogenase (quinone) activity. Gene Ontology annotation, biological process: glycerol-3-phosphate metabolic process. NCBI's taxonomy places the organism in Eukaryota, Metazoa, Arthropoda, Insecta, Lepidoptera, Nymphalidae. The transcript has 16 exons. Gene Ontology annotation, cellular component: mitochondrion; glycerol-3-phosphate dehydrogenase (FAD) complex. Bases 376 to 2538 code for a protein of 720 amino acids. The record is from RefSeq and is a predicted model, not a curated record.